This is a messenger RNA of Trichoderma gamsii, 381 nucleotides long. RefSeq lists its product as hypothetical. NCBI's taxonomy places the organism in Eukaryota, Fungi, Ascomycota, Sordariomycetes, Hypocreales, Hypocreaceae. The coding region runs from base 1 to 381 and encodes 126 amino acids. Gene Ontology annotation, biological process: transmembrane transport. Gene Ontology annotation, molecular function: transmembrane transporter activity. The record is from RefSeq and is a predicted model, not a curated record. The transcript has 2 exons.
AUGAUCUCCAUUAUUGCACAAACGGCUGUUCAAGCGGUAACACAGCCUGAAGAUGUGGCUUCAGUAACAACCUUGUACGAAGUUUUCGGGGCUAUUGGAGGAGCUAUUGGCAACGCUUUAUCCGGUAUCAUCUGGACCGCUCUCCUCCUCCCACGACUACGCAUUAACCUUCCGGCUGCAGCGCAGUCGGCGGCUACUGAGAUAAAGAAUUCCUUCGUAGUGGCCUCAUCAUAUUCUCCCGGAAGUCCGGAAAGGAUCGCUAUUGAUAAGAGUUACACUGAAGUUAUGCACGUCCUUCUCAUUCUAGCGUUGGCAGUAUUGUCGGUGCCGUUCUUCGCAAUGUUUGCGAUGAAGGAUGUGAAUCUAAAGAAGAACGGAUAA